Owenia fusiformis is the source of this 1391-nucleotide messenger RNA. NCBI's taxonomy places the organism in Eukaryota, Metazoa, Annelida, Polychaeta, Sabellida, Oweniidae. The record is from the annotation of a GenBank genome assembly.
CAAGAAUUGCAGAUACCAAUGAUUACUUAGAUAACAACUCAAUCAAUUAAUCACAAAAUGAGGACACUGUCAGGGAAAACUAUUCUAAUUUAAUUACAUGUAAUUGACUGUUGAAUGUGUAUUGAAAUCAGCAAUCAAUAUUGAUCUACAACUACGCCAGCAAUUAACUGAUGGACUCAAUGUAAAAUACAAAUGAUACGAAAAAAUAAAAAAGAGACACUGAUGUUGGUAUUGCCAUGGAAACGAUGAGACACAUAGUUUUACUGCUGAUUUGGAUGAAGCUGUUACCUAGCAACCAAUGUGCCGAUCUUCUCCAUCCUGAAUCCGAUGUGACCUCAAGCCAUGGACAUUAUCCCCCAAUGUAUUGUAAAUACACACAUAUCGUCUUCAAAGGAGACACAGGAGCAUUCCAUUAUAAAAGUCAUCGGGACCUACACAAACAGUGUUCCUUUGCUGGAACAGACAUUUGGGAAUUUAAAAAAGACCCUGAUUUGGACAUUGAAAAAUGUACAGAGACAUAUGAUCAAGGGCAUAUAUUUACAAUAUUUUACUACUAUGGAAGUAAUUAUUUUCACCUGCAUUAUGACAUGAUGUUACCUCUUUUUGCUGAGAUUAUGAAAACAGGUAGCAGGGAGGGGACUGCAGCAUUUUUGCCAACUGUGGAGUCAGAGAGAUUAAAGAAACUUAAUUGGGAUACAGUGGCAUUUGAUGACGACAGUAAUUACUGGGUCCAGACAGUCAAGCUACUACUAGGAAAACAUGAUGCCUAUCGACCAAUGAAUGACAAACUCAGGACUCCUGGCUACACAAUCUGCUUCAAGAAAGCAUAUUUUGGGAGUCCAAGAUUUGAGUUUGACAAUCGUGAUGUUGUGAGGAAUUUUAUCAAGUAUGCAAAACAAAUGCACAAUAUUACAGAAUACAAUAUAGAGACACCUUUAGUAGGAAUUAUAUCAAGGUCCAACAGGCGUAGGAUUCUGAAUGAGGCUGAUGUCGUUAAAGCUUUGUCUGAAAUUGUCCCCACAGUACUGAUAGAGUUUACGGGCAUGACCUACAGAGAACAGGUCCAGUUGAUGCAAAAAUAUUCCGUCCUAAUCGGAAUGAAUGGUGCUGGUCUAAUGAAUGCUCUCUACCUGCCCAAGACAAGCGUCGCCAUCCAGUUAGUGCCUUAUAAAGCUGGGCUUAAUUUCAAUGAAUUUGGGAAACUGUUAAAAUCCAGGGGGCCCUACAUAGAGUGGCAUAAUCAACAUGAAGAACUAACUGUCCCAAUGCCAGGGGAUCCACAUAGAAAUAGACCUGAUACGAUUUUACACAUAGAUGAAAUGAAAGAGUUGGUCACUGAAGCGUUAGAGUUGAUCUCAAAGCAGAAACAUAAUGUUAAAACAGAGCUGUGA